GAUGUCAAAGAAACGUCAUUCGUCAAAAUCCAAAUAAAUAUCUGUAAAUAUUGCAUUUAUUCGCGAUACCUUGAACCGAGAUUAAGUAACGGUUGAUACUGUAUUAUCAAGAAUUAUAACGAUAAAUUCCAGUUUAGAUUUCCGCAGUAUAUUCUAGUAGAAGCAACAAAUAAAAACAGUUUUUUCAUUAUUAUUCGAUGAUAUGGAUGAUACGGUAACUGAAAAUGACGAUAAUACAUCAGAAGAAAACGAAUCUCAUAUAGGUAUCGACAGAUACCCUGAUGGAUCAGUACGAUUACGAAAUCCGCACAUCGAACUCAUGGACCAAGAUAUUUUGUAUCAUCUCGCUUUAGGUAGCGAAUCUCACGACCUCGUCGAAAUGUUCGGCGACGUGAAGUUUGUAUGCAUGGGGGGUACGCCGAAAAGAAUGGAAAGUUUUGCCGAAUAUAUAAUGAAAGAAAUCGGUCACAAAUUACCGACUGGUACCCAACUGAUGGACAUAAGUCAGUAUUCCUACAGAUACAGUAUGUAUAAAGUCGGACCGGUAUUAUCUAUCAGUCACGGUAUGGGAAGUCCAUCUAUCGGUAUUUUGUUGCACGAAACAAUCAAACUUAUGUAUCACGCUAAAUGUAAAGAUCCGAUCUUCUUCAGAAUCGGAACUUGCGGUGGAAUCGGCUUGGAAGGUGGUACCGUCGUCAUAUCCGACGAAGCGUGUGACGGCAUGCUGAACAAAUACUAUCAAGUGAUAGUAUUAGGAAAAAUGAUGAGAAGACCAGCGAAGCUCGAUAAGAAACUUGUGAGGGAAUUAAAAGCCUUAGCUAAUCCCGACGAUCCAUACGAUACCGUUUCCGGUACGACCAUGUGCGCCGACGAUUUUUACGAAGGUCAGGGAAGGUUAGAUGGCGCUUUCUGCGAAUACACCGAAGCGGAAAAAAUGGAAUAUUUAGAACGUUUACGAGCAGGGGGUGUGAAAAAUAUCGAAAUGGAAUCGACCAUGUUUGCCGCCCUUACCCAUCACGCCGGAAUCAGAGCUGGGAUCGUGUGCGUCGCUUUACUCGAUAGGCUCAAAGGAGAUCAGGUGUGUACUCCGAAAGAGGUGUUGACAGAAUGGCAACUCAGACCGCAAAUUUUAGUAGCGCGUUAUAUUAAAAGAUAUCUACAGACUAAAGGACGACUCUCGUUCGACGGACACGGAUCGAUGUCUGUGAAGAGCCCCAGAAGAUUUAAAUUGGUCCAACAAGAAUCUCAAACUUUCGAAUGAAAUAAUUCUCGAACGCCAAAUUUCAUUAACGGAUAUCUCAUGAUAAUUAUAUAUUUAUAAAUAUUUUUUUUUAUUUAAUUUAUAGGUUAAAAAUUAUGAUGAUUUUAGUCAAAUGAAUUCAUUAAUCAUGUGGAGAUUAUAUGGAAACUGCUAGAAACGGUGGACGAUUUUUAAUUUUGAAGUUAGGAUUUAGUCUACCGUCUCUUGUUACUUAUUUUACGCACAUAAUUCAUUUUUCCAAAUAAAAAAAUCAAUUUCUAUACAAUUAAUGUCGUAAUGAGUCAUUAACCAAAUUACGAGACGUAUUUCUGGUAAAUUUAAAAGUAUGUAGAAUCGAAAAUGAUAAUUACUUCGCCGUGGCAGUAUAAAUGUGAAUUAGAAAGCUUGAAAUUUCAAAAACUAAUUAUUUUCAUUUCCUAAAUUAUAUUCGAAUUUUAAAAAUUAUAAACACAAUGCGUGAAAUGUAUGCAACCAACAUUUACUUCAGCUGACGUUUUACAUCGUUGCCACGUUGUAAUUUUUUUCCACUUGAUGAUAUUAAAUUAUAUUGUAAGGACUAUUGUUACAAUUAUUUCAACUAAUAGGAAAUAAGAGAAAUAAUUUUAGAAUUUUGAAUAUUGUUAGUAUAUCAUGAUAUCAAAGUUUGAAACUUUAAUUUCUAUAAACAAGUAAUUCUUAAUGUUUUACUCGAUUUUUAUGAGAAUAAAUUUUACAACACUGAAAACCGAUGCUACACGGUUGCCAAAACAUAAUUUCAUCUUAUACAGGAGGAAGUUUUUAUUUACUUUUAGUAUAUGUAAAUUGUGUUCAAUUACUACAAAUUUGAAGAGUUUCCACAUACAUAUCAUGAAAAAUUAUCAAAAAAAACUGAGACAGACCACAUAACCAAUGUUUUAUCAAAAUAGCGAUAGGGUAAAUGAAUUUUUGAACUAGAUCGCUGUUUUGGACAAACUGUACACCAGAUACAUAUUAUAGACAUAAGAUAAAUUGUAAUACUUUAUUUUUCUUAUUAUUAUAAUGAUAUUUGAUCCCAGAACGUUCUAAAAUAUCUAAAAGUCAAGUAGUUUUCUUAUUAAAUUUAUAUAUACAGGGUUGUUGAGAAAUGAGUCGAAAAUUUGGUUCACCAGGUACAAUUUAUACCAUAUACGAUGUCAAUAGAAGCAGUUUUUUAUGCUGAAUCGAAUGGUUCCUCGUUUCACCAUCAGGAAACGUAAAAAAAGGGCCGAAAACCACUAAAACUCAUAAAAAUGACUAAACACAUUAUCUUAAUGCCAAAUCUCAUCUAACCUAACCGAACCUAAAGUAAACUAGAAGAGUUCAACCCAUUCUAACCUAACUUAUUCGAACAUAACCUAAUUUAACCUAACCCAAUCCACUCAACUUAACUCAUCCUAAUCUUAAUCAAUCUAACUUAACGUAAAUUAUCAUUGUAAACUGAUUCAUAUAUAUAUAUAUAUAUAUAUAUAUAUAUAUAUAUAUAUAUAUAUAUAUAUAUAUAUAUAUAUAUAUAUAUAUAUCAUAGCGAAAAAAACUAAUAUAACUUAACCUGACCUAACCAAAUAUAAUCUAAACCAACCUAACCUGCUCUAACCUAACUUAAACGAAUCUAACCUAACCUUCAGUUAUUGGUCCUAACCUUGAUUAAAUUCAACUAACCUCAAAUGACGUGUAAACGCAAAUGACAUUCAUAAUAUAACAUUUGCGUUAGAUUAUUUAUCUGAAGAAUCAAGCAUGCUACAAACAUCAACUUUAUACUACAAAAUUUUGACGUUUUUCUAAAUAGUUUGACAAUGUCAAUAACCCUGGAACGGGCUGUAGCCGCGUAGUUAUAUAGAUAAAGGCCGAAACAUAGGAAAGAGAAGAAUAACCUAUAUGACGUUUUUACAAUAUUUUCAAUGGUACAACUUCUGUAUAAAUAAAUUUGAACUUGAUUUUUUUAUAUAUAAAACCGUAUUCUGACGCUGAUAUAAAUUGAUUCGAGUGAUUCAAACUAUUAUUACUUACUAGAAACUCGUUAAUUAUCUACAAUUCUUAUCAUUUUACGGAAUAUUUUUUUAUCGACGAGUCACCCUGUAUAGUAGAAUCAUAUUUAAAAGUUUUAUUACUCGCUAUAAUCUAUUAGAUACGCAUCUUAUACACUUUGCGCUACUACUAACUUAAAUAUUUUAAACAAUUUUGUAAAAUUAUUCUUUUCUACUUUUAAUGGACGUUGGUGAAUAUUUCAUUUUGUUUUAUAUACGACAUUGUUGUGUUUUAUAAAUCUACAAAUAAAUGCGUUGUUGUUACCGACGAA
This is a messenger RNA of Diorhabda carinulata, 3554 nucleotides long. Its product is annotated as uridine phosphorylase 1. Bases 203 to 1261 code for a protein of 352 amino acids. The transcript is spliced from 7 exons. Gene Ontology annotation, biological process: uridine catabolic process; nucleotide catabolic process. Gene Ontology annotation, cellular component: cytoplasm; cytosol. Gene Ontology annotation, molecular function: uridine phosphorylase activity. The record is from RefSeq and is a predicted model, not a curated record. Lineage: Eukaryota; Metazoa; Arthropoda; Insecta; Coleoptera; Chrysomelidae.